UGUCAGUUUUGAUGUUGUCAACAGGGCACCACAGUGUUCCCUCUUCUGAUGUCAGUCCUGUACGAUGAGAGUCAGUGGGAGAAGCCAGGGACCUUCCAUCCCGCCCACUUCCUGGACAAAGACGGAAAGUUUAUAAAGCGAGACGCCUUCAUGCCAUUUUCUGCAGGUCGCCGAAUUUGUCUCGGAGAGAGUCUGGCCAAGAUGGAGCUCUUCCUUUUCUUCACCACCCUCCUGCAGCGCUUCCGUUUUACUCCUCCACCUGGAGUUUCUGAGGACGACCUGGAUCUGACUCCACGUGUCGGCUUAACUGUCGCCCCUUCAUCUCAUAAACUGUGUGCCAUUCUCCGUAUUUAAAAACUCAAAAAAAAAAGUAACACAUCAAAAUUAUCUUCGACAGAUGACACAGAUAACAAAAACUGAAGGGAUCUUUUUGCAUAUUUCUACCCUUUGGAGAGUGACACUAUGGAUUAAAUAUUGUUGCAAAAUGAUGAUGGAAUAUUUAUGUGUAAUGUAUUUGUUCAAAACCAAAAAAACACAGAAAGACAUGUGUUCAUCAUCAUUGUUGUAGAACAACCCCACAGCAGGAUACUGCCACCACCAUGCUUCCCAGUGUUGCAUUUCUAGUCAUGGGCAGUGUUUGAUUUCUACCAAAUAAAGAUUCUAGUCCCAGCACAAAAAGAUUUAAUAUGAGCUUUGCCACUCUCUUUAACUGGUGAAGAACCAAUGCAGCUCUUUCAGGUUAAUCAUGGGUGUCUUGGUGACUAUUCUUGGUAGAUUUAUUCCUUCCAAUUCUACUUUUCAAUAAUCUCCUGUCUAAAAUUCUUAGGUGGUCAUUAAAGUGACUGAGAAAUUCAAA
Mugil cephalus (flathead mullet) is the source of this 856-nucleotide messenger RNA. Its product is annotated as cytochrome P450 2K4-like. The transcript has 2 exons. The record is from RefSeq and is a predicted model, not a curated record. NCBI's taxonomy places the organism in Eukaryota, Metazoa, Chordata, Actinopteri, Mugiliformes, Mugilidae. Gene Ontology annotation, cellular component: cytoplasm; intracellular membrane-bounded organelle. Gene Ontology annotation, molecular function: heme binding; iron ion binding; oxidoreductase activity, acting on paired donors, with incorporation or reduction of molecular oxygen, reduced flavin or flavoprotein as one donor, and incorporation of one atom of oxygen. The coding region runs from base 49 to 354 and encodes 101 amino acids. Gene Ontology annotation, biological process: xenobiotic metabolic process.